AGCGACCUGUCGGAGGACCACCCUGGCUAUUUAGAUACCUUCUACAAGCAGAGGCGUGCUGACAUCUGCAAUUUGGCCCGCGAGCACAGGAUCGGCGAACCCAUCCCCCGCAUCGAGUACACGCCAGACGAGGUGGCGGUGUGGGGCACCGUGCUGCCCCAGCUCAAGGAGCUGAUCCCGCGCCAUGCCUGCAAGGAGUUCCUGCGCUGCUGGCAGCUGUUUGACUUCCGCGAGGAUGAGGUUCCACAGCUCGAGGACUUGAGCCUGGUACUGCAGCAGCAAACAGGCUUCCGCAUCCGCCCCGUGGCGGGCCUGCUUCACCCUCGCUUGUUCCUACAGGGUUUAGCGUACAAGACCUUUCAUAGCACUCAAUACAUGAGGCAUGUCAGCCGCCCCGACUACACCCCCGAGCCAGAUGUUGUACACGAGCUGAUUGGGCACGUCCCGAUGCUGGCGGACCCGGCAUUUGCUGAGCUGGUCCAUGCGAUUGGGAUCGCUAGCCUGGGCGCCGACGAGAAGCAGAUUUGGCAUCUCACCAAGAUUUACUGGUACACGGUGGAGUUUGGCGUGGUGCGAGAGGGAGGAGACGUCAAGGCCUUUGGCGCGGGCAUCCUGUCCUCCUAUGGCGAGCUGCAGCACAUGGCGUCGGGCGCAGCACGCCUGGAGCCGUUGGAUGUGUUUGCGCCGCAGCCGAAGAUGAGCUACAAGGUUGGCAGGCUGGCCUCCAGCCAGAUGCGAGGGCGGCAACACAUUCCCUGA
Molecule: messenger RNA, 759 nt
Organism: Chlorella variabilis
Lineage: Eukaryota; Viridiplantae; Chlorophyta; Trebouxiophyceae; Chlorellales; Chlorellaceae
Exons: 5
Biological process (GO): aromatic amino acid metabolic process
Molecular function (GO): iron ion binding; oxidoreductase activity, acting on paired donors, with incorporation or reduction of molecular oxygen, reduced pteridine as one donor, and incorporation of one atom of oxygen
Source: RefSeq, a predicted model, not a curated record